This is a messenger RNA of Echinops telfairi (small Madagascar hedgehog), 8953 nucleotides long. RefSeq names its product notch receptor 1 (gene NOTCH1). Gene Ontology annotation, cellular component: membrane. The record is from RefSeq and is a predicted model, not a curated record. The coding region runs from base 1 to 7407 and encodes 2468 amino acids. Gene Ontology annotation, molecular function: signaling receptor activity; calcium ion binding; protein binding. The transcript is spliced from 35 exons. Lineage: Eukaryota; Metazoa; Chordata; Mammalia; Afrosoricida; Tenrecidae. Gene Ontology annotation, biological process: regulation of developmental process; cell differentiation; Notch signaling pathway.
AUGGGCAGCUCUGAUUCCGCUGCCGGCACUUUGUUGGCGGGCGGGGCGGCGGGCCGCGCAGCUGUCGCAUUUUCCCACGAGCGGGAGCCCGGCCUACGGUGUUCCCAGCCAGAGGAGACCUGCUUGAAUGGCGGGAAAUGUGAAGUGUCUGCCGAUGGCUCGGAGGCCUGUGUCUGCAGCGGUGCCUUCGUGGGCCCACGAUGCCAGGUGCCCAGCCCCUGCCUCAGUGCACCUUGCAAGAACGCCGGGACCUGCCACGUGCUGGAGCGUGGGGGCACCGUGGACUACACCUGCAGCUGCCGGCUGGGCUUCUCCGGCCCGCUCUGCCUGACACCCUUGGACAACGCCUGCCUCACCCACCCCUGCCGGAACGGUGGCACCUGCGACCUGCUGAGGCUGGAUGAAUACAAAUGCCACUGCCCCCCGGGCUGGUCAGGGAAGACGUGCCAGCAGGCUGACCCCUGUGCCUCCAACCCCUGUGCCAACGGUGGCCAGUGCCUGCCCUUCGAGGCCUCGUACAUCUGCCGCUGCCCACCUGGCUUCCACGGCCCCACCUGCCGGCAGGACGUGGACGAGUGCAGCCAGAGCCCGGGGCCCUGCCGCAACGGGGGCACCUGCCGCAACGAGGUGGGCUCCUACCAGUGCACCUGCCGCGCUACCCACACCGGCCCCCACUGCGAGCUGCCCUACCUGCCCUGCAGCCCCUCACCCUGCCAGAACGGGGGCACCUGCCGCCCCACGGGAGACACCACCCACGAGUGCGCCUGCCUGCCAGGCUUCACCGGGCAGAACUGUGAGGAGAACAUAGAUGAUUGCCCGGGACACAGCUGCAGGAACGGGGGUACCUGUGUGGACGGCGUCAACACCUACAACUGCCGUUGCCCACCCGAGUGGACGGGCCAGUACUGCACAGAGGACGUGGACGAGUGCCAGCUGAUGCCCAACGCCUGCCAGAACGGUCUGCUGUGCCACCUGAACGACGCCUGCAUCAGCAACCCCUGCAACGAGGGCGCCAACUGCGACACCAACCCGGUCAACGGGAAGGCCAUCUGCACCUGCCCCGCGGGCUACUCGGGGCCGGCCUGCAGCCAGGACGUGGACGAGUGCGCGCUGGGUGCCAACCCGUGCGAGCACGCGGGCAAGUGCAUCAACACGCUGGGCUCCUUCCAGUGCCAGUGUCUGCAGGGCUACACCGGCCCGCGCUGCGAGAUCGACGUCAACGAGUGCGUGUCCAGCCCCUGCCAGAACGACGCCACCUGCCUGGACCAGAUCGGGGGCUUCCAGUGCAUCUGCAUGCCCGGCUACGAGGGCACCUACUGUGAGCAGAACACAGACGAGUGUGCCAGCAACCCCUGCCUGCACAACGGGCACUGCCGGGACAAGGUCAACGAGUUCUACUGCCAGUGCCCCACGGGCUUCACAGGGCACCUGUGCCAGCAUGACGUGGAUGAGUGUGCCAGCACGCCCUGCAGGAACGGCGCCAAGUGCCUGGACGGGCCCAACACCUACACCUGCGUGUGCACAGAAGGCUACACAGGCACCCACUGUGAGGUGGACAUCAACGAGUGCGAACCGGAUCCCUGUCACUACGGCUCUUGCAAGGACGGCAUUGCCGCCUUCACCUGCGUCUGCCGGCCGGGCUACACGGGCCACCGCUGCGAGACCAACAUCAACGAGUGCCACAGCCAGCCCUGCCGCCACGGGGGCACCUGCCAGGACCGUGACAACGCCUACCUCUGCCUCUGCCUCAAGGGGACCUCAGGCCCCAACUGUGAGGUCAACCUGGACGACUGUGCCAGCAGCCCCUGUGACUCGGGCACCUGCCUGGACAAGAUCGAUGGCUACGAGUGUGCCUGCGAGCCGGGCUACACAGGGAGCAUGUGCAACAUCAACAUCGAUGAGUGUGCGGGCAGCCCCUGCCACAACGGGGGCACCUGCGUGGAUGGCAUCAACGGUUUCACUUGCCGCUGCCCCGAGGGCUACCAUGACCCCACCUGCUUGUCUGAGGUCAACGAGUGCGGCAGCAACCCCUGUGUCCACGGCGCCUGCCAGGACGGCCUCAACGGGUACACGUGCGACUGCCACCCCGGCUGGAGCGGAGCCAACUGCGACGUGAACCACAACGAGUGCGAGUCCGACCCCUGUGUCAAUGGCGGCACCUGCAGGGACAUGACGGGCGGCUACGUGUGCACCUGCCGAGGGGGCUUCAGUGGCCCCAACUGCCAGACCAACAUCAACGAGUGUGCCUCCAAUCCGUGCCUGAACCAGGGUACCUGCAUCGACGACGUGGCCGGCUACAAGUGCAACUGCCCGCUGCCCUACACAGGAGCCUCGUGUGAGGCAGUGCUGGCUCCGUGUGUGCCCGGCCCCUGCAGAAAUGGAGGCCAGUGCCGCGAAUCCGAGGACUACGAGAACUUCUCCUGCGUCUGUCCCCCGGGGUGGCAAGGGCAGACCUGUGAGAUUGACAUCAACGAGUGCGUCAAGAGCCCGUGCCAGCAUGGUUCCGCCUGUCAAAACACCCAAGGGGGCUACCGCUGCCACUGCCCGGCCGGCUACAGCGGCCGCCACUGUGAGACAGACGUUGACGACUGCCAGCCCAACCCAUGCCACAACGGUGGCUCCUGCACCGACGGCGUCAACACGGCGUUCUGCGAGUGCCUGCCCGGCUUCCAGGGCGCCUUCUGCAAGGAGGACACCAACGAAUGUGCCAGCAACCCCUGCCGCAAUGGUGCCAACUGCACGGACUGCGUGGACAGCUACACCUGCACCUGCCCGGCCGGCUUCAGCGGCAUCCACUGCGAGGACAACACACCAGACUGCACGGAGAGCUCCUGCUUCAACGGCGGCACCUGCAUGGACGGCAUCAACUCCUUCACCUGCGUGUGCCUGCCCGGCUUCACGGGCAGCUACUGUCAGCAUGACAUUAAUGAGUGUGACUCAAGGCCCUGCCUGCACGGCGGCACCUGCCACGACAGCUACGGCACCUACAAGUGCACCUGCCCCCAGGGAUACACCGGCCUCAACUGCCAGAACCUGGUGCGCUGGUGCGACUUCUCACCGUGCAAGAAUGGCGGUGAGUGCUGGCAGAACAACACAGAGUACCGCUGCCGGUGCCACAGCAACUGGACCGGCCUCUACUGCGACGUGCCCAGCGUGUCCUGUGAGGUGGCCGCUCGCCAGCAAGGCGUGGACAUUGCUAACCUGUGCCGGCACGGCGGGCUCUGCGUGGACACGGGCAACACGCACCACUGCCACUGCCAGCCCAGCUACACGGGCAGCUACUGCGAGGAGCAGGUGGACGAGUGCUCGCCCAGCCCCUGCCAGAACGGCGCCACCUGCACCGAUUACCUGGGCGGCUACUCCUGCGAGUGUGUUGCUGGCUACCACGGGGUGAACUGUUCCGAGGAGAUCAAUGAGUGCCUGUCCCGCCCAUGCCAGAAUGGGGGCACCUGCAUCGACCUCACCAACACCUACAAGUGCUCCUGCCCACGGGGGACCCAGGGCGUGCACUGCGAAGUCAACGUAGAUGACUGCGCCCCGUCGGCGGGGCCCGGUGCUCGGAGCCCGCGCUGCUUCAACAACGGCAGCUGCGUGGACCAGGUGGGCGGCUACAGCUGCAUUUGCCCGCCCGGCUUCGUGGGCGAGCGCUGUGAGGGGGACGUCAACGAGUGCCUGUCCAACCCCUGCGACGCCCGCGGCACCCAGAACUGCGUGCAGCGAGUCAACGCCUUCCAUUGCGAGUGCCGGCCUGGCUACACCGGGCACCGCUGCGACUCGGUCAUCAACGGCUGCAGGGGCAGGCCCUGCAAGAACGGGGGUGCCUGCGCAGUGGCUGCCAACACCGCCCGGGGCUUCAUCUGCAAGUGCCCUGCGGGCUUUGAAGGUGCCACCUGCGAGAAUGACGCCCGCACCUGUGGCAACCUGCACUGUCUCAACGGCGGCACCUGCCUGUCAGGCCUGCGCAGCCCCACCUGCCUGUGCCUGGCCCCCUUCACCGGGCCCCAGUGCCAGUUCCCGGCGAGCAGCCCCUGCGUGGGCCGAAACCCCUGCUACAACCAGGGCACCUGUGAGCCCUCGCCCGAGAGCCCCUUCUACCGCUGCCUGUGCCCCCCCAAGUUCAACGGACUGCACUGCCACAUCCUGGACUACGGCUUCGGGGGCGGCGCCGGGCAGGACAUCCCCCCUCCGCAGAUCGAGGAGGCCUGUGAGAUCCCGGAGUGCGCGGCCGAUGCGGGCAACAAGGCGUGCAGCGUCACCUGCAACAACCACGCUUGCGGCUGGGACGGGGGCGACUGCUCCCUCAACUUCGACGACCCCUGGAAGAACUGCCCCCGCGCGCUGCAGUGCUGGGAGCACUUCAGCAACGGCCGCUGCGACGCCCAGUGCAACUCGGCCGGCUGCCUCUUCGAUGGCUUCGACUGCCAGGGCAGCGGCGGGCAAUGCAACCCGCUCUACGACCAGUACUGCAAGGACCACUUCAGCGACGGACACUGCGACCAGGGCUGCAACAACGCCGAGUGCGAGUGGGACGGGCUGGACUGCGCCGAGCGCGUGCCCGAGAGGCUGGCCGCGGGCACGCUGGUGGUGGUGGUGCUGAUGCCGCCUGAGCAGCUGCGCAACGACUCCUUCCACUUCCUGCGCGCGCUCAGCCGGCUGCUGCACACCAACGUGGUCUUCAAGCGCGACGCGCAGGGCGCGCACAUGAUCUUCCCCUACUACGGCCGCGCCGAGGAGCUGCGCAAGCACCCGCUCCGGCGCGCCGCGCGGGGUCCGGCAGCAGCAGCAGCAGCACGGGCUCGCGGCUCAGGCCGAUCUGGGGCCGCGCGCAGGCGCCGCGAGCUGGACCCCAUGGAUGUCCGAGGGUCCAUCGUGUACCUGGAGAUUGACAAUCGGCACUGCGUCCAGUCAUCCGCCCAGUGCUUCCAGAGCGCCACGGAUGUCGCCGCCUUCCUGGGUGCGCUGGCCUCGCUGGGCAGCCUCGACAUCCCCUACAAGAUCGAGGCUGUGCAGAGUGAGAGCGUGGAGCCGCCGCCGCCCGCCCCGCUGCACUUCAUGUACGUGGCGGCCGCCGCCUUCGUGCUGCUGGCCUUCUUGGGCUGCGGGGUGCUGCUCUCCCGCAAGCGGCGGCGGCAGCACGGUCAGCUCUGGUUCCCCGAGGGCUUCAAAGUGUCGGAGGCCAGCAAGAAGAAGCGGCGGGAGCCCCUGGGUGAGGACUCCGUGGGCCUCAAGCCCCUGAAGAAUGCUUCUGAUGGCGGCCUCAUGGAUGACAACCAGAAUGAGUGGGGAGAUGAGGAUCUGGAUCCCAAGAGGUUCCGGUUCGAAGAGCAGGUGGUCCUGCCCGACCUGGACGACCAGACGGACCACCGUCAGUGGACACAACAGCACCUGGAUGCCGCGGACCUGCGCGUGUCUGCCAUGGCCCCCACACCGCCCCAGGGUGAGGUCGAAGCCGACUGCAUGGAUGUCAACGUCCGGGGGCCAGACGGCUUCACCCCCCUGAUGAUCGCCUCCUGCAGCGGCGGGGGGCUGGAGACGGGCAACAGCGAGGAGGAGGAGGACACCCCUGCUGUCAUAUCCGACUUCAUCUACCAGGGCGCCAGCCUGCACAAUCAGACCGACCGCACCGGCGAGACCGCCCUGCACCUGGCUGCCCGCUACUCACGCUCGGACGCCGCCAAGCGCCUGCUGGAGGCCAGCGCGGACGCCAACAUCCAGGACAACAUGGGGCGGACCCCACUGCACGCUGCCGUGUCCGCAGACGCACAGGGUGUCUUCCAGAUCCUGAUCCGGAACCGAGCCACAGACCUGGACGCUCGCAUGCAUGACGGCACCACACCGCUGAUCCUGGCCGCCCGCCUGGCCGUGGAGGGCAUGCUGGAGGACCUCAUCAACUCCCACGCCGACGUCAACGCCGCCGAUGACCUGGGCAAGUCAGCGCUGCACUGGGCCGCCGCCGUGAACAACGUGGAUGCCGCCGUCAUCCUGCUCAAGAAUGGGGCCAAUAAGGACAUGCAGAACAACAAGGAGGAGACCCCGCUGUUCCUGGCCGCCCGAGAGGGCAGCUACGAGACGGCCAAGGUGCUGCUCGACCACUUCGCCAACCGCGACAUCACGGACCACAUGGACCGGCUGCCCCGGGACAUCGCCCAGGAGCGGGUGCACCACGACAUCGUGCGGCUCCUGGAUGAGCACAGCCUGGCCCGCAGCCCACAGCUGCACGGUGCCGGCCCCGGUGGCCCGCCUGCCCUGUCGCCCACCCUCUGCUCCCCCAGCGGCUACCUGGGCAACCUGAAGCCGGCCGGGCCGGGAAAGAAGGUCCGCAAAGCCAGCACCAAGGGCCUGGCCGGGGCUGGCAAGGAGGCCAAGGAGCUCAAGGCCCGGCGCAAGAAGGCACCCGACGGUGCCGGCGUGCUGUCCCCCGUGGACUCUCUGGAAUCGCCGCACGGCUACCUGUCGGAUGUGGCCUCCCCGCCCCUGCUGCCCUCCCCGUUCCAGUCGGCCCAGUCCCUGCCGCUCAGCCACCUGCCGGGCAUGGCCGACGCCCCUCUGGGCCUCGCACACCUGAACCUGGCGGCUAAGCCCGAGCUGGCUGCACUUGGGGGGGGCGGGCGGCUGGCCUUCGAGGCUGGGCCGCCCCGCCUCUCCCACCUGCCCGUGGCCCCCAGCACCAACUCGGUGCUUGGUGCUGGUGGGGGUGCUGUGAAUUUCACUGUGGGUGGGGCCGCCAGCCUCGGGGGGCCAUGUGAGUGGUUGUCCCGGCUACCCCAGCACAGCCGGGCACCCAGCCAGUACGCCCCGCUGCGCUCUGCGGCGGGCACCCUGAGCCCACAGGCAGCCGCCCUCCAGCACAGCGUGAUGGGCCCCUUGCAUAGCGGCCUCUCCCAGAUGGUGAGCUACCAGGGCCUACCCACCUCGCGGCUGACCGCCCAGCCACACCUGGUGCCCGCCCAGCAGCCACAGCCGCCGCCCCCAAGCCUGCAGAUGCAGCAGCCCCCACAGCCCCACCUCAGUGUGAGCUCGGCGGCCGGCAGCCACAUGGGCCGGGGCUUUCUGGGAGGCGAGCCCAGCCAGGCGGACGUGCAGCCGCUGGGCCCCAGCGGCCUGGUGGCGCAUACCAUCCUGCCACAGGACAGCCAGGUCCUGCCCACCGCACUGGCCCCGCCCCUGACCACCGCCCAAUUCCUGACCCCACCCUCGCAACACAGCUAUUCCUCGCCCACGGACAACACGCCCAGCCACCAGCUGCAGGUGCCCGAGCACCCCUUCCUCACGCCGUCCCCCGAGUCCCCGGACCAGUGGUCCAGCUCGUCCCCACACUCCAACCUCUCCGACUGGUCCGAGGGCAUCUCCAGCCCGCCCACCAGCUUGCAGUCCCAGCUCAGCCACAUUCCAGAGGCCUUUAAGUAAAUGGCCGCCUGGCCAGGACCCCUGCUGCCUGGCCCUGCCUGGCCCAGCAGCCGGACACAGCAGCCCAGCCCGGCACCCGGGGAGAGCUAGCGCGUUGUUACCAGAAAGGAGAGGGAGAUGCAUUUUCACAGUUUUUGCUUCUGCUUUUUUUUUAGUAUUUAUUGACGGACUUCGGUUGUGCCUGUGGCCACACUGCCGUUUUAUUUAUACGCGCUGGUUCCUGGGUCCGCAGGGGCUCGCCCGGUCCCGAGGAACCAGCCGUUCUCAGGGUCUGGAUUCUCCCGCGUGGAACCAAGAGGCUCGUGACGUGUCUGUAAAUAGGAACAAGGAUUCUGGAUUUAUAAAUGCCGUUUAUUUAUUGAUUUCUGGCUUCAACGUCCUCCUGCCCCCCCGAAAAAAAUGGUGUUGGAGGAAGAGAGUUUAACCAGCAUAGUCCAAAAAACUCCUGAGGUCCCUGGAGCCUGGGAGGUGACCCGCCUACACCACCUGUGCCUGGAGAGGCACGAGGGCGGUCCGCCCUCCACACCUGCGGCACCAGGACUCCAUGCACCUGAAACCAGACCCCCAGGUGGGCCUCAAGUGAGGCGCUGUUUUUUCCCCAAACGUGCUUUUUCUGAUGUGUUCUUGGGGUGCAGUGAGAGUGUGUUUCUGGGUACCGGUCGUGGAAUCGUCGUUUCGGCACCAGUAUUAUGAAGUUGUUCCCUGAGCGUGCAAGUUUCUCUAGAAGCUGCCCCACCCUGGGUGACUUGUGAGGGUGGGGCAGGUCCAGGAGGACCCAUCGGUCGGAGCCCAUCCUCUGGUGGGGAGAGUGUCAGCUGCCCUGAAGACCCUCCUCAUGCACAGGUGGCCCAGGGUUGCAGGUGGGGGACUGGCCACCUGUGGGCCUGCUGUAGGGCCCUGACUUUGAGCAGUUUCUGUUUUCAUGGGGAACGAGUGUACCAGAGAGCCUGGGACAGGCUGGUGUCCGCAGUCCCUGCCCAGCAGCUGUGCCCAGCCUCGGCUCGUGGGGGCUGGCAAAGGUGCUCCCCAGUGUGUGGCACCUGCUGGGAGAGCUGCCCCCCUGGUUCAGAGGGGCGCGUGCAGGAAGAGGGUGUUCUCACGUUACCGAGUAUGAGCCUGUGGCAGUUAAAUGUCUGUAAAUAUAUUUUUUAAAGGUGGAUUUUGUUUUAAAAAAUCUGGAGACGACAACAAGGGUGUCAGGACAAGUCUGGGCCCAUGAGGCCGGGCCCUGCCCCCCUUCCCCCCCUGCUGGACUACAGGUCCUGGGAGCACUGGAGGGGCGGCACCAGGCUGCCCUGUGGGUGGGCUUCCCCUCCCAGCCUCCAGGGGUGCUGCCUGCCCCUCCUGGUGGGGGGGCACGACCAGCCUCAGCAUGAGAUGUCCAACCUUCCCAUGUCUUCUGGAAAUAGUUUACAGGAAAAGGAGGCUUUUAAAAGUUACCUACAUGUAAAACUGUAGGCGAAUGAUGUAUAUCCCGCCCCACCCGUCUUCUUUUGUUAAGUGAUUUGCAAUAAAGCGAUGCAGCGGCCAUCGAGAUUUUGUUAAA